This is a messenger RNA of Beta vulgaris subsp. vulgaris (sugar beet), 982 nucleotides long. RefSeq lists its product as uncharacterized. The transcript has a single exon. The coding region runs from base 167 to 982 and encodes 271 amino acids. Lineage: Eukaryota; Viridiplantae; Streptophyta; Magnoliopsida; Caryophyllales; Amaranthaceae. The record is from RefSeq and is a predicted model, not a curated record.
UUAUAUUAGACUUGAUUCUGCAUAUGAAAGCCUCGUCAGUUUGGUUACUAUUUGUUUUUUUUUUUUUGUUUUAUUCCUGCGUCUAAAACAUGUAUAAUACUAUAGGAACAUUAUUUAUUCGAAUUAUAUUCUUACAUUCCCAACUAUCACUUGUAUAUAGUGAACUAUGUCGAACCUUACAAAACUUGAAUUUGCGGCCCUUGAUAUUACUGGAAAGAACUAUUUGUCUUGGGUGUUAGACGCUGAAAUUCACCUAGAUGCAAAAGACCUUGGUGAUACAAUCAAAGCAGGCAAUAAAGCAACAAGUCAAAACAAAGCUAAGGCUAUGAUAUUUCUUCGCCACCACCUCCAUGAAGGUCUUAAGAUUGAGUACUUGACUGUGAAAGAUCCACAAGUCCUUUGGAGUAAUCUAAAGGAAAGGUAUGACCACCAGAAAACUGUAAUACUACCCAAAGCUCGUUAUGACUGGUUACAUUUAAGGCUACAAGACUUUAAGUCUGUAAGUGAAUAUAACUCAGCUAUGUUCAGAAUUACUUCACAGUUGAAAUUAUGUGGAGAGAAAAUCACUGAUGCAGAAAUGCUAGAGAAAACAUACACUACCUUUCAUGCGAAUAAUGUUGUCCUGCAGACACAAUACCGUGAAAAGGAAUUUAAGAAAUAUUCUGAACUUAUAUCUUGUCUCCUUGUGGCUGAGCAAAAUAAUGAGCUACUGAUGAAAAAUCAUGAAUCACGUCCAACUGGUUCUGCUCCAUUCCCUGAAGCGAAUGCGACAUCCCAUAAUGGGAAAGAAAAAUAUCAUGCCAACAAUAGUGGACGUGGACGUGGACGUGGACGUGGACAUGGUCGAGGUCGUGGACGUGGACGUGGACGUGGAUACGGAUAUGGUCGAGGCCGAGGCCGAGGCCGAGGUGGUUAUUUCCAGAAUUCAUAUUCCCACCAGAAGGGGGACAAUAAAGAUGAUAACAAACAAGAGAAAAGAUAA